GAAUACCGUCUCUGAUUCGCCCCGCUCUGAAUGACGCCUGCCGGGGCGGUGAAAGUGUAGCGGCGCCGCGCCACACAACUCAUCCUCCACACGCAAGUCUGCACGCGCCCCGCGAACACCGUAGACUCCAGGGACAUUUCCGCGACCACGAAUACACGGGCGAUACUGGAUCUACUGUAAAGGCUGAAACCCGCUGGCCUGGGGGACGAAGAGCGUUUCCUACCGCCGUCGGACAGCUGGUACAGAGCGCCCAGACCCCCUCGGGGUCCCGGAAAGGGCGCGGCCCCGGGACCCAGGACAGCGUGGGGAGCCAUGUCUGGGCUUCUCACCCCCAAGACCCUUGUGCUCGUCGUCGUCGUCUCGGUGCUGCUGUCGGUCUCAGCUGACUCUGUUCCAGUCACCCAACAAAACCUAGUUCCCCAGCAGAGAGCGGCCCCACAACAGAGGUUCAGCCCCACAUAUGGAUUGUGUCCACCCGGAUACCAUAUCUCAGAAGACGGUAGAGAUUGUAUCUCCUGCCAAAAUGGACAGGACUAUACCACUCACUGGAAUCACGUCCUUUUCUGCUUUCGCUGUACAAAGUGUGAUUCAGGUAAAGUGGAGAUAAGAUCCUGUACCACAAUCACAGACACAGUGUGUCAGUGUGAAGAAGGCACCUUUCAGGAAGAAGAUUCCCCUGAGAUAUGCCGCAAGUGCAGCACAGGGUGCCCCAGCGGGAUGGUCAAGGUCAGGGAUUGUACGCCCUGGAGUGACAUCAAGUGUGUCCACAAAGAAUCAGGUACAAAGCUCAAUGGGGGCACCCCAGCUGCAGAGGAGACAGUGACCUCUAGCAUGGGGACUCCUGCCUCUCCCUGUUCCUUCUCAGGCAUCAUCAUAGGGAUUAUAGCUCUAAUCAUAUUCCUGGCUGUGGCUGCGUAUAUUAUUUGGAAGACUUCACUGUGGAAGAAAGUCCUUCAUUACCUGAAAGGCAUCGGCUCAGGUCGUGGCCGGAACCUUGAGUGUGUAGACAGAAGCUCACAUACCCGAGGAGGGCCUGGGACUGAGGACAAUGUCUGCAAUGAAUCCAUGAGUAUCUUGCAGCUCAUCCAGGACUCUGAGCAGGAAAUGGAAGUCCAGGAGCCAGUGGUGGCAGGUGACAACGUGUCGCCCCCAAGGGAGCCAGAGCAUCUGCUGGAACCGGCAGAAACUGAAGGGUCUCAGAGGAGGAGGCUGCUGGUUCCAGCAAAUGGCGCUGACCCCACUGAGACUCUGAGGCAGUGCUUCCACCACUUUACAGACAACGUGCCCUUUAACUCCUGGGUGCCGUUUGCGAGGGAGCUGGGCCUCACGGAAAAUGAGAUCGACGUGGCGAGAGCUGAGGCAGCGGGCCCUGGGGACACCUUGUAUGAGAUGCUAAGAAAGUGGGUCAACAAAACGGGGCGGGACGCCUCUGUCCACACCCUGCUGGAUGCCUUGGAUUCGCUGGGACAGAGACUUGCAAAGCAGAAGAUCCAGGAUUGCCUGGUGAGCUCCGGCAAGUUCGUGUAUCUAGAAGAUAAUGCAGAUUCUGCCAUCUCCUGAGUGUGAAUCCCUUCAGGAUGUCAGACCUUCCAGAAACAGGUUUACGUUUGUUUCUGGAAAAAGCUGGACUCCAGACAGUGGGAAAGUACAACUGUCACAUGACCGGUACUGGAAGAAACUCUCCCGUCCAAUAUCACCCAUGGAUGGAACAUCCUAGAACUGUUUCACUGCACUUGAAAUUCUUUUUAUAAGCUGAAUGUGACAAGCACACUAUGGAAAUGUCUGGAUGAUUCUGUGUGUGUGUAUAUUGAGAGUUGGUUUGGGAUGUCAUUCUCUUUAUGGCACUUUUUUAUCCUAAUGCAAAUGCUUUAUUUACAUGGGUUACGUCGUAUAUUCCAUCUGCCUUAGCAUCUGCACAGUUCCUUAUGUUGAACUUUACUUGAUACUAUAUGAUAUGAACUUUUUUCUGAGGGUGGUCUCACUCUGUCUCCCAGGUUGGAGUACAGUGGCGGGAUCUCGGCUCACCAGAGCCUUGACCUCUCAGGCUCAAGCGAUUCUCCCACCUCAGCCAUCCAAAUAGCCGGGACCACAGGCAUGCACCACCACACCCAGCUAAUUGUAUUUUUUCUAGAUAUGGGGUCUCUCUGUUGCCUAGGAGGGUCUCGAACUCCUGGACUCAAGCAAUCCGCCCACCUCAGACUCCCAAAGUGCUGGGAUUAUAGGUUUGAGCCCCUGCACCUGGCCUUACCUUUCUACUUGUAUAAUUCUGUAUGUGAUUAUUUUGUGAACAUGAAGAAAUUUUAGUAAAUAUACUUGUUUACAUAGUUAUGUGAAUGCAUUAGACAAAUGUACAAUGAAUAGACAUACAACGAGGGAAGCAGAAAAAUUCCUCUGUAAGAUGUCGCUGUCUGGGUUCCAGGUCUCCCUCUGAUAUACUUUGGAUUCAGUGACUGGCAGCUCAGUCUUUUGAACUGGAUAACCUUAGAGGUGUAUGAGUAUUAUUUAUAGGUAGUUGUUUACAUGUGAUCGAGGAGGAGAACUGGAUGCACGUGAAGUCCUGUGUGUGGCUGCUCCGUAUCUGGCCAGUCUCCUUUGCACCCCCAGCCCCCAUCUGUGGACAGGCAGAGAGGGAGGCAGAUGGGUUAGAUCAGAUGCAACAAGUAGGGUCUAUGUCAUAUCCCAUUUCCAGUGAAUGUAGUGAACUUGAGCCUGUUUGGUCUCAGGAGAGAGAGGACAAAAUCUGUCUCCCGUGUCUGCCAUGGCAUCGAGUGGGAAGAGUGGAUGGUGCUUGGGAAUGGUGUGAAGUGGUUGCCAACUCAGGAGUGGACAGCCCCACUUGCUUCUGGUGAUCUGUGAUCCUGAGCCCCUGAGCUGCAUCUUAGGGUACAGGCUCCCUAUGUGAGGAGCUUGGCCCCUCUGUAAGCAUCUGACUCAUCUCAGAAAUAUCAGUUCUUAAACACUGUGGCAACAGGACCUAGACUGGCUGAUGCAAUCAGGCUUUGUCUGUGUGUCCUGUUCUGUUACUGUUUUAAAACCUCAGUAACCAUUUCAGCUUCUUUCCAGCAAACCCUUCUCCAUAGUGUUUCAGUCAUGGCGGCAUCAUUUUUGCAGGUAGUCAUUCUAGGAGUUUUUAGUCUUUUCUGUCUCAAGACAUUGUGUGUUGUCCUGCUCCGGGACUGGUUUGGCUGGGACAGUUAGAAUUGCCUGAAGAUUUUGGCACAUUCAGAGUGUUGUGUCUGGAGUUUUGGGAGGGGUGGCCUUUCUGGUCUUGGCACUUCCAUCCUCUCCCACUUCCAUCUGGUAUCCCACGUGUUGUCCUCUGCACUUCUGGAAGGCACAGCGUGCUGCUGCCUCCUGGUCUUUGCCUCUGCUGGGCCUUCAGUGCAGGAUGCUCGGCCUCAGAGCUCAGAGGGAGCCAGUCUGGUCCCAGCUCCCUUGUCCCUUCUGCAGAGGCCUUCCUUGAAGAUGCAUCUAGAGUAUCAGCCUUAUCAGCGUUUGCAAAGCUUAUACUUUUUCCUUUUUUGAAGAUGGAGUCUUGCUUUGUCAUCCAGGCUGGAGUGCAGUAGCACGAUCUCAGCUCACUGCAACCUCUGCCUCCUGGGUUCAGGCAAUUCUCCUGCCUCAGCCUCCCGGGAUUACAGGUGUGUGACACCAUGCCCGGCUAAUUUUUGUAUUUUUUUUUUUUUUUUGAGACAGAGUCUCGCUCCAUCGCCAGGUGCCAGGCUGGAGUGCAGUGGUGCAAUCUUGGCUCACUGCAACCUCCGCUUCCCAGGUUCAAGCAAUUCUCCUGACUCAGCCUCCUGAGUAGCUGGGACUACAGGCCCGUGCUACCACGCCCGGCUAAUUUUUGUAUUUUUAGUAGAGACAGGGUUUCACCGUGUUGACCAGGUUAGUCAUGACCUGACUUCAUGAUCCACCUAUCUUGGCCUACCAAAGUGCUGGGAUUACAGGCGUGAGCCACCAUGCCCAGCUAGGCUUAUUCUUUUAUUUUUAUUUUUUGAGACAAAGUCUCGCUCUGUCACCAGGCUGGAGUGUGACGGCGUGAUCUUGGCUCACUUUGAUCUCCUUGACUCACUCUUGACCCCUGGGUUCAAGCGAUCCUCUUGCCUCAGCCUCCUAGGCAGCUGGGAUUACAGGUGCCCACCACCACGCCCAGCCAAGCUUCUUUUAAAGUAAGUUUCCUGACAUAAAAUUGUUGCCGUUUUUUGGCGUUUGGGUAGGUUGGGUUUUGCUCCAUCCCCAGGCCAACUAGCCUGCGACACACGGAAGCCACUUAGUGCAGUGUGUCACUCGUGGUCGGUAUCCUUUCAUGCCUCUGCCUUGUCAGAGGUCCCUGUUUGAAGUUUGUUAGAGUAUUAAACAAUACAAGGAAACACGUUAUGUACAAAAUACUUAUGUAUUUAUGAAUUAAUGACCAAAUUAAAUAUGAAACCUUAUAUAAAAA
Messenger RNA from Callithrix jacchus (white-tufted-ear marmoset), 4444 nucleotides. RefSeq names its product TNF receptor superfamily member 10b (gene TNFRSF10B). Lineage: Eukaryota; Metazoa; Chordata; Mammalia; Primates; Cebidae. The record is from RefSeq and is a predicted model, not a curated record. Gene Ontology annotation, molecular function: TRAIL binding. Gene Ontology annotation, cellular component: cell surface; plasma membrane. Gene Ontology annotation, biological process: TRAIL-activated apoptotic signaling pathway; positive regulation of apoptotic process.